Protopolystoma xenopodis is the source of this 351-nucleotide messenger RNA. The record is from the annotation of a GenBank genome assembly. Lineage: Eukaryota; Metazoa; Platyhelminthes; Monogenea; Polystomatidea; Polystomatidae.
AUGGAAAACCUCAAAUACAAUCUUUCACCAAAACCAUCAUUAAUUCGUCUCCCUCAUUUGCCCCUCGACCGACCGGAAAUGGCCGGUCGGCAAUGCUUAACGCCCUCUGCGAGGGAGGCGCUGCCUCCGAGACCCUUCUUGCGCUAUCCGUCCCCUUCGACUCGAACCUCGCGGCCUCCACAACGCAGCUCUGCCGGCUCCGUCUGGUACAGUCCCAUUCAGGCCGUAUCAUCCCACCCACCCGCAGAGUCGGAGUGCACUUGGGCGCAAGUCGACUCUGUUCUGGGCCACAAUGGACCCCGCGAUUGCGGGAAGAAUGGGAAUGGGAGAAAAUAUAUAUUAUCGUGUUAA